GGAGGGAAGGGGAGAGAGAGAGAGGAGGGACAGUGAGAGAGGCUCCGGGAACGGGGCGAGCGGACAGUUUCCCGAUGGCUCCCCGGCGGACCGGCCUCUUCCUCGGCCUUCUGCUGCUCGCACAUCACCUUAUUCUACUCACUGCCUGCAACGAAGCCUAUUACUCCUAUAUUAUCCAACAUAUUUGCUUGGAGGCCUUCAGAUUUCAAAUGACUGAUAUUGGACAGACGCUCUGGUGUGACUGGGAAGCUACAUUAAGUUUCUAUUGGGAUCUUACCAACUGCACAUUCCUGAUUGCCAACAAGAUGGACUGUUUUUGGCCAAAUCAAGUGGUGGAUCAAUUCUUUGUCACCAUCCACAAGGAAUACUUUGCAAACUGUUCAAUUUCUGGGAGAGGCCUAGGGGAUCCCCCAAACAACAUUGUAGGGCCUUUCAUUAUGAUUCCAGUGAUGGUCACAUUGCUUAUGACAGCCCUUGUGGUCUGGAGAAGCAAACGAAAUGAAGGCAUUGUCUAAAGGUUUUACAACCUCUUCUAGCAGUAGAGGACAUCACAGGUUUUAACCUUGAUCUAGUAAAGCAAUGAUACUGUUUCAGCCAACUUUAUAUUGGAGAACAUCAACAACAGAUUGAACUUCAGAAUCUAAAGUUGAACCCAAACUCACUGUUGAAUGAUCCUCUGGUACCUAAACAGCAAGUGGAAAACACAAGACAUUCGAGGUACCACUGCUCCUAAUCAGGGAUAUAGGUCAAGUUUAACAAAUUGUUUCAAAAUAUUCUGUAUUAUCUUUCAAACUUUAAUACUUGGUUAAAGUUUAAAUCACCUGGAACCAGCCAUUAAACAUUUGUGGCUUUAGUGAUGAGUUUGACAAAUUUUAGACUGUUAAAUCAAAACAUGCUAAGCACUGAAUUCUCAGUGUGCUGAAAUUCAUGUUUUUUUUCCUCUCUAAGUAACACAUUUGUGCAAGUUAUUGAUGUACUCUUGCAAGCUUUUGGUGUCUAUGCUGGAAGACAUGAAUUUUCUUUUCUGAUGGAGAACAAAUUGACCACAAAUAGUUUCUGAAACGUAAAAUAACACAAAUAUAUUCAACCCACUAAUGCUCAUAGAGCAAGAGAGUGAAGGGAAAAGAAGUUGCCAGAAAAAUUAUAGCUAAAGAACCAGUAAAAUGUAACUUUUAAUUCGAUCCAAUAUGCUAAUUUUGUUAUGUGAUUUUUUUUAUUAUUGUGGGUGUUGGCAGUGCCCCUAUAAACCUAAUCUAUCGAGUAGUCUCACUGCUUUCUGAACACAAAACAUUGCAUUGGUACUCAAAUCUUGGAUUCAUAACAGAAAAAAGGUUGGUAGGUGAAAUUCUGGGUUGGCACAUGGGCCAUUCAAAGCAGGAACUGAUACGUUUUGGUGGAAACACAUUCAAAACAGAUUUCAAAAGGAAAUUGAACAAAUAGUUAGAAGGGGAAAAUUUUGCAGGACUAUAGUGAAAAAAAUAUUUCUAAUUGAACAGUUCUUGUACAUCUUCUCUAUAACCGUGUCCAGUUAGAUCUGUGCUAACAUUGGCCCUCAACCAGGGUGACGACAGGGGAAGACUAUAAUUGCUUCAAAUGUUUUUCAGCAGGAAUGGAAAAUAAUUAUCACUUUUUGCUGCUGUUGACUAUUGGUGACUCUAUUGUCCCUGCUAGAAAACUCAAGUUUGGAUGUUCAUAGAGGCUAGAAUUGGAAUAGGCCUUUGUCUGCCAUCAAAUAGCCUCCAGUCCUCAUUGUGUGGAUCAGCCAAAAAGAAUGCAGUUGCUUUCCCAAAAGAUUAAACAUCCUCAAGAGAAGAGGGAAAAGUGAGAGAAAACUUUAAAAGAAGUGCUUUUGUGAAGAUUGGUUCAUUGAGGAAAAUGUUCACCUAUAACACUUGCUAGGUAAAUGUAAAGUCACCAUAGUCCCAGGUGACCAUUGUCUCAUUAGAGAGGGCAUCUAGUGGUGGUUUAACCUGAGGGCCACUACACCUUAGGCAAGGGGAGAGGUUGAAAAGGAAAGUCCUUAGUGUAACACUUACUAUAUUAAGCCAACAGAAUGCAACGGAGCCCCAGAAAUGCUCAUCAGCAAAUAGAAACAGAAAAUGUUAGACCGUUCAACAGCCAGGCGAUAACAAGACACAGAAAUAACAUUUCACCUCAAUGAUGUUUCAUGAGAAGUGGGAAAGGUGAAAGACGUAACAGGAUUUAAGCAAAACCAGGAAAAACAAUGGGGGCUAUGGGAGUCAAAAGGGAAGGUCUAUGAUCAGGUAAAAAGCAGGAGAGAUUAAUUGACAAAUGGGGUGAUGGAGCAAGGCAAAAUGGAGUGGUAAAGGGGGAUAAAAAAAAUUAUGUAGCCAGAUUGGAGUGAUUGUUUACUGUAGGAUGAAUGCAAGACAGUAGAGGAGUAGGGAAAACCUUAUAGAAUAGGACAACGUUGUCUGGGAAUGUGGUAGUGGAUAAACACUACAGGCCUACGCCAACAUCUGGUUGUUUACAAAUAGAAAAUGCCCACCCCAAGCAAUAGCCUGCAUCUGUGCCCAGUUGCUCUACUGCAGUCAUCCUGCAGUUGCACACUCUAAGAAAUUGGUAGCAGUGACAAAGAUCUGAAGCUGUGAGUGUAGAGAGGUCAAAGUGGGAGUGGAAAGGAGAAUUGAAGCAGGUUAGGUCAUGCUUAGUACAGGUGUUCAACAGUGGGAAUCACCUCAUCUACAUUUGGUCUCUCCAAUGUAGAGGUGACUGCAUUGAGUAACAAAAACAAUUUACUAAGUUUGAAGUACAGGUAAAUCUCUCUUUUACCUGGAAGAAGUGCUUGAUACAAUGGGAAGGAAGAAGGUAACAGGGAAGUUCUUUAGCUCCUAAAUUUGCAUGGGAAAGUGCUGUAGGAAUGACCCAUCAUGCUGGGAGUGGGGUAAUGGAAGAUUGGACCAGGGUAUUGUUUGGGAGUGGUAAUAAUGACAGAGGGUGCAAUAUCACAUGUCAUUGUCCAGGCCCUUCAGCAUGGCCAAACAUGUUGUUGUCACCGGUCCUGGACGGACCAGUAACUUGACACAGUAUUGUGCAUGACAUAGUUGUGACUGGGUAUCAACCCAUCUGAUGUAUCCUUUAUGUGGAAGUCCAUAUACACCAUAUCAUCACUCUCAUCAACAGUCUGUUACCUCAUCAAAUACUCAAAACAAGUUAAACAUAGUUUGCCUUUAAAAUGUCUGUGGCAGCUUUCCUUAAUUAGGGAACACUUCCAUAAAUGACUGUUAAUAUUGUUUUGAAAUGGUUUCCCCACUGAGGUUAAACUGACUGGUCUGCAGUUGCUAGGCUCAAACAAGGGUGUAGCAUUUGAUGUUUUCCAGUCAUCUGGCACCAGCCUUGUAUCUAAAGAGGAUUCGAAGAUUAGGGCCAGUGCCUCUGUAAUUUCCACCUUACAGCAUUUGGUUUCUUCAAGUCUCUGAACAUUUUUAUGAAAUUUAAGUACAGCCAGUUUUUUGAAUAUUUUCUCAUUAAUACAUAUUCUUUCCAGUGUCUCACUUAUCUCCUUUUUCACUAUAAUUUU
Rhincodon typus (whale shark) is the source of this 3541-nucleotide messenger RNA. It is a transcript of the gene ramp1, whose product is annotated as receptor activity modifying protein 1. Gene Ontology annotation, cellular component: membrane; cell surface; signaling receptor complex. The transcript has 3 exons. NCBI's taxonomy places the organism in Eukaryota, Metazoa, Chordata, Chondrichthyes, Orectolobiformes, Rhincodontidae. The coding region runs from base 75 to 515 and encodes 146 amino acids. Gene Ontology annotation, biological process: receptor internalization; cellular response to hormone stimulus; G protein-coupled receptor signaling pathway. Gene Ontology annotation, molecular function: coreceptor activity. The record is from RefSeq and is a predicted model, not a curated record.